AUGUUUGAACUAAUUAGUAUGAGUAAUUUGGACUCCGGUGCACAUUCAUCUCACGGAAAUUUUAAUUUAAACUCUAAUUCUAUUGGCAUUUCCUGUGAAAAUGAAAAUUUAUCAAAAUGUGUUACACCAACCCUUAAAUCUAGAAAAAGGUCUUCGCCUGAAGAUAAACCACUUUCAAAAUCCGAAAAUUUUGAAUCUUUUGAUAAUCCAAUCUCUGAUGAGUUAAUGGAUAGUGUAAAAAAUUUUUCAAAUGAAGUUGAGGAUAAAUUAAACAGCAUAGAGGAAAAGGGUGUUAUACAUAAAAACCCUUCCACUGAAAAUCAUAGUGUAAAAUAUUUAAAAACACCGAAUAGCCGUGUUAAAUCAACAAAUUCAGCAACUACUGGAGAUAUGUGUUGCGAAACUAGAAAAAUUAGUGAACAAACGCCUAAACCCAGCGGCGUUCAUAGACUGUCAAUGUUGGAUCUGCUAAUGAACAAUGAUAAUUGUUUAGACGAAACAAGCGAUAACGUUUCGGAAGUUUACAGUUCCUUAACCUCCUCAGUUAAUAGGUUAGGAACGCCUGUGAGAUCCAAUUCAAAGGAUUAUACAAAAAAGUAUGAUAGUUUUCAAUCCUUAAGUACAACGGAUAUUGAAUCGUCUAACGCUGAAAUUGAUAGAAAUCGUUCUGAAGAGACUUUUUCUAGUAGUGAACCUGUAAUAUCGGAUGAUACGGUUCGCACUGAGGAAAUGGUUACUGCGGAAAGCGGAUAUUCAACUGAUAUUGAACCAGUUGUAGAUGAGUUUGAACAUUUAAUUAAGUGUUUAAGAGACCCGGAAUAUUUUGAAAAGUUAGAAAACCUCCCUACUUUACUAUUUCUGUCAGAGCUAGAGUUUGAUAAACUGUUGAAACUAGAAGAUAUUUUAGUUCCAAUACUCAAACAGUUACAAGAAGCGAGUAACUUUUUUUACAAAUUGUAUGUUAUGAACGUUGCUUUGCAGAUAAUGGAACCCAAAUUGAACAUAAAAACUUUUUACGAAAACAUAACAAGUUUAAUAAAAGUAGCUUGCGGACCUAAUACACCGUUCAACCCUGAAAAUAUAGAGAAUGGAGGAUUGGAACAAAUGUUCAUCCAAUUAUUGAAUAGUACCUCAAGUCUGUUGGUACAUCUGGGUUCUGAUGAGUUGGAUGUUUUGUUUAAGCUCCUAUUCCCUUUCUUUUACAAUUUCUAUCCAAUUGAUAUGAUUAUUGUCGCCGCUUUUGGAGUUUGUAAGGAAAUUGUUAAGAGGCUUCACCUAGACCAAGUUAAGUCAGCUUUGAAGUACAUAACUUCUAACUUUAUAUUUUUUAACACUCGCCUAUACAACACUAACACACCCACAAGUAAUGAUAGCAGUUGUAUUUCUAAAUCAACCUCCACUGAAAACAGUGCUAAAGUUAGAAAAGAAGAUGAUAGCGUAAAAAUAUAUACGAGAGAUAGGGACACAGGAAAUACAAAUAAUUUCUAUUAUGUGGAGAUUAUAGUGAUACUGUUUGAGCAAAUGUUCAUUAACACGUCUAGAAUAGACGAGAAUAAUAUAGGUGAAGGUAUCGGAGAUGAAAAGGAGUCUUACGGAAUAUUUAAGAAUAAUUUUAGAGAUUUUGUAAAUGACACGUUUUAUAUGGAGAAUGUAACGUUUAGAAGCCGAAAAGUAUUUUUUCAAAUUUUGAUACAGAAACUAGAAAAUCCCAAGCACCCAUUCGUGUCGUUCAUGGUGUAUGAAUUGUUGUCUAUGUUAAUUGCGCACAUUAACGGGAAUUAUCUAAAUGGUAAGAGACCAAAUGAGAAAGAAGAUGUUAAAGAAAUAAAGGGAGAAAAGAAUACAAAAAAACUACAGUCACUUAGGUUCCUGCUGAUAAUAUCAAGUCAUUUGUUCGAAUUGUAUAAUAGAGUUCUAAGAAUUCCAUUUGUAAACCGUAAUAAAACUAAGUAUCUGAGUGAUUUGGAUUUAAGUAAAAAUAUGAAAGAAAUAACAUUUGAGAAUAUUAAGGAAAAUAUUAUGGGAUAUUUGAAUUACAUUAGCAUAAAAGACGCUACUUCAGAGCUGAAUAACCUUGGAACGUGCAUAUUUUACACGUUCCUUAAGGACUACUGUUACAUUAACAAUGUGAAGGAGAUGCAACAGUUGCUGUUGUUCCUUAAAAUUUUUAAAUAUUUAGGAGUGAAUAAUGCUAAUUUCUCUGGUGUCAGUGGAUCGAAUAAAAAAAUUAAUUAUAUUUUCAACAAUAUUAACUAUUCCCACGUGUUCAAUUACCCAUACCUGUCGGAAGCCAAAUACCAUAACAGCCCCGCACAUAGGAUAGAUCUUUUAAUUCUGGAUCUGUAUGUUUACAAUAUUGUUCGCGAGCUCUAUGAUUCGAUAUUGGAUACGGUUAUUAAUUUAAUACACACAAUUAAUGAAAAUACGACACUUAGACUAUGCAUUGAUUUCAUAUAUGAGGUGGUGAGUAAGAACUACGAUUACCUGUUGGAUAAAAAAAUAAAAACCAUGUUGUUGAUCUCAAUAUCAGACUACAACGUUUACGUUAGACAACAAGUCAUAAAUAUAUACACAAAUUUUCUGGUUCAUUUCUACAAUAAGAAGGGAGUUUCAGGGAAAAAUGCUAGAGAUGAUAUUGAAUUUGAGGACGAACUUAUGAGAUACAUAUCUGAAAUUCUUAUAGACAAGAUGUUAUUAACUACAAAGGAUUUAAAUUAUAAAAUCAGGCUAGGAUCACUGAAGUUCCUACAUAUGUUCCUCAGCCUAGUGCAAAUCGAAAGAUAUUUUGAUGUAGUGUCUGCUUUGGCCGGAAGAAGUUUAGACUCAUAUAGAGAACACCAACAAGUUAAAAGGGCACUAUAUAACCUGUUGUGUAGCGCGUUCUUUAUAUACUCAAUAGAAACUUUAAAUUCUGAUUCGUUUUCGAGCAUUAAACAUACCUAUGAAAAUAAAUCAAAUAGUCAAGUGAGUCCAGAAGAACAAUUUUUGAAAAGAUCACUCGAUCACCAAAAGAAGAUGUUUUUGGAAAGAUUUGUCAGGGUAAUACUUUAUAAAAUGGAGUCUUACAAAGGAAAACUAAACCCUAUUCUAAUAAUGUUCAACUAUUACCAAAGUAAUACUGAAGUUAUAUUGGACCCAAUUGGUUAUUAUGGCGGUAGUCGUAAUUCUAAUAUGACAAGGAAAGAUGUAGUAGGAAAUAAUACUAAUUUAACUGAUCCCGAAACAAUAGUAAAUAAUUGGCUAGAAAAUUUACUUGAUUUAUUUUUGAUGAAGAGGUCCACGGGUGCCCGCUACUUCGAACUUACUGAGGCUUUGAGUGUGUUUAAGCUAUUUGGAGAAGUUUACCCAAAGCUUUUUGUAAAACAUCUAGUUUAUUUCAUACCGUACCUGAAGCUAGUGGAUGGGAUUCUACUAGACGUUGAACAAGUUAACCUGAUUAUUGCAAUUAACAACCUCAUAAUUAUAGUCUAUAGGUACCUUAAAAACUCCAAACCUGCCACAAAAGGUGAUGCUGUGAAAGAUGAAGAUGAGAUAUUGUGUGAAUUGAACAACAUAGCCAACAAUGUAGUUGGCCUGGUCAACUAUAAUUCACCCAUUUUGGUAAGGUCAAUAAUUCAGCUACUGACCUAUAACAAUCAGGAAUAUCUAAUGAAGAUAUAUGAAACAUCAUUUAAGUACCUCAACAACAUAAAGAAAAUUCUAUCCUCUUUCCUGAAUUCUAACUUGGGGAAAGAUAAGCUGGAAUUGAGAAGUAGUGUUUUGAAUCACAAGAUGCUGGGUAAUUUAAACGUGAGUAUAUACUCGUGGCAGCUGGCCUGCAUAUCUGAGUUUAACGACACUGAAUUCAAGGUUUUCAAGCUUUUCAUAGAAAUAUUCAAGCUGUACAAUGGCUUGGAUAUCGAAAGUAUCUCAGGCCUGUUAAUCCAGUGCUGUUGUAGGUACAUGUCAAACCUAAAUAACCUUUACAAAGUCGACCACAAAGAAUUGAAGUCUGUGCUUUCAGAAAUUUAUGAAUAUUACCAGACUAAGCCAGACAAAUACAAUAAUCUGAUCCUGAUACUGAAUCGAAUGUUGAACACAUACCAUGCUUUAUCCUCAAGUUCAGAUUCUGAAACCCCUGAUUCUGAAAAUAUUAUCGACCAAGACAACAAAAAUCAGAAAGAGAAAAGAGACUUGAUAAACCUAAUGUAUAUAAUGAUACAAAAGUAUACAAAUGCAUUCAUGAGCCUAAUAACUAACUAUUACGAUAAUGAAGGUAAGGCUGGAAUUACAGAUCUUGAAAAUCACCUUUAUUUUAAUAAAGAAGAGAAUCAGGAAAAGUUAUUUGGAGAGGUAUUAUAUGAUAAAUAUGAUAAGGUGGUGUACAUGGAGAUUAUAGAGAUAAUUAUUGUUAAUCGACUUACAAACGUGCAGGAGUUGUUGCCCUUUGUAUUUGCACAGUUAAUUUCACCAGAUUUACACGUACAGAGGGUGGCAGAAAAUAACUUAAAGAUCAUAAUUAAGCAGGAUAUUAACCUAUUCCUGGGUAAGAUGAACACUUGUUUCGAAACUCUCUUUAAAAGUGUGGUCCAUCAAUUUUUCAGAAACAGUUUCGUUCUAGGUGUUGCAGGAGAGUUCAUUCAUUCAGCGCUCCAAGGAGUGUUUAGAAUAUAUCUAGAACUACUUCAGGCUAAGAGAUCUAACACAAAGAUGUUUAUAACAUCACUACUAAUGCAGACCAAGACGAUACACACAAUUGAGUUUAAAGAUUGGAUCGAGAGAGAAAUAAAGUUGGGAAAUAGGAAUGAUUGGAAACUUUUAAAUUCAAUGAAAGUGUACGAAGGAUUCAUAAACAAACUCAAGGAACUAGUAGACAAGAUCAAGGUAGAAAAGGGAGAGGAGAGGAACAAAUUAUUUUUAGAGUAUUUUCAAUAUCUGUAUGCAAAUCUUAUUUGUGUAUUACUCGAUGGGCUCACAUUUAAAAACAAGAAGGAUUCAGCUUUCGCAAUCACAAAGAUUCGUGAUGUUGUAAAUGACAAUACACACAUUUUAACAUCAGACGAUAAAAUUACAAAAUUCGUAAACACCAGACUCAAGAGGAUCUCUAAUAGAAUUAAAAAUACUUAUAAAUAA
Molecule: messenger RNA, 5112 nt
Organism: Theileria annulata
Lineage: Eukaryota; Apicomplexa; Aconoidasida; Piroplasmida; Theileriidae
Exons: 1
Coding region: 1-5112 (1703 amino acids)
Source: RefSeq, a predicted model, not a curated record